Molecule: messenger RNA, 1077 nt
Organism: Paraphaeosphaeria sporulosa
Lineage: Eukaryota; Fungi; Ascomycota; Dothideomycetes; Pleosporales; Didymosphaeriaceae
Exons: 3
Coding region: 1-1077 (358 amino acids)
Source: RefSeq, a predicted model, not a curated record
AUGAGCUACUUGUCUGUAUCUGGAUCUGCGCGCUUGCCCAGUGCCUCGCGGAGCGCAGGCAUAACCCACAUCGCACGCACAGCCUCAGACAGUGACACUUCAAGUGAUGAGUCGCUAGAAACUCAAGAUGCUGGAGAAGAUGGUGCUACUGAUCUCGCCCUGGACUUUGAUGAGGAACACAUUGAUGUUGGCAGCGAGGACGUGAUUACAAUUGGCAGCAGCUCACCUAGAAAUAUCGCCAACGAUAUCCCUGAUGAAGCUUCUGAAGAGGAUUCGUCGGAUACCCAACGUCGCGCUGUGCUGAAGAAGGCCAAGAAGGCAGCGAAGAAGAUGGGAAAGAAGAACCGCUUGUUCGUCGCCAACGAGAAGUCACAUCACGCGUGGACCAUGUCCACCUUCAAAAACAAGCUUGGAAUUACUGGGAUGGAAGCCUUCUUGAGCCAUCCAGAGUUUGGAAUUGACGUUGCCACCGAGUUUCCGUUGAAAACGAAGACGGACACCCCGUUCUACGAUAACGAAAACAACCCUAUCAGCCGCGCUGAAGCUUUGGGAACAAAGUGUCACGAAAUGCAUGAGAUACUCAUCGACUCUCACAAAGCUGCCAUGGCUGAAGAAGCGUCUCGUAAGGCGGAAGCAAAGCGGGUUUUUGAAGGGCAUCGCCACGACCUCCCGGACGCCGUGGCUCCUGACAGCCACCAAACUAUGCUGGCUCGGAUCAACCUGCAGGCUAUCAGGGACCACGCCUCGACCCAGAUUAACGCCGCUUACAACAACAAACUAGAAUCGGCAGCUGAGCUCACAGAGCCGGAGCUUGGUAGCGACAAAUUGCCACUUGUCUCGGCUACCGUGCAACGCCUCGUCUACAAGGUCGUCGACGCCCAGAUUCGCGGCAACAGACUUCGAGCCCUUCACGUCUCUGAGUCUGGGGAUCGUCGGUUCCAGAUACCAGUGGAGCAUGGGCAGUUGCGAUUCCGGCUGAGGGAUGAGCUGCAGAAAACUCUGACCUUGGAGGACGACGUUGAUGUAGCGGCUAUUGCUACAAAGCUCGUGGUGCAGGAGUUCCCUCCGCAGCUGUGA